AUGAAAAAGGUAGAUCAGCUGGCACGAUUAUAUCACGUAGACUUUAACCUAAUUAUCCGUAAGAACGAAUAUGACGAACUGUCUGUUGAUUCGCUCCGUCGGAAAGAGUUCAGCCGACGGCAUUAUAUCUGGAAGACCUUCACAUGGGAUGAGAAGACGCAAAACCUGUUCGCAGUCGCAAAGAAGGAUGAAGAAAAGGAUCGUACGGUAGUCACUGAGGACGCGAUCGCAGAUGUUGUGGAAUUUGUACACGAAAGCAAUAGACAUGGUGGGUGGGAUGCUACAUGGAAAGAUAUUAGCAGCUCAUACUACGGCAUUCUGCGGUCGGACGUUAUACGCCUACUUAAAGAAUGCCAGACCUGCGCUCUGAACCCCUCCAAACGUCCCAAGGGCUCCGCAGCCACAAUGCAAAGCUCUCAACCGAUCGAUCACGAGUUUCUUGACUUCCUGAGCACUGGCGACUUGCAGGAUGACAUCCCAGCCUGGGAUGUACAAGAGGAUGGGGAACACUCAGGUGAAUAA
Letharia lupina is the source of this 522-nucleotide messenger RNA. RefSeq lists its product as uncharacterized. The record is from RefSeq and is a predicted model, not a curated record. The transcript is spliced from 2 exons. The coding region runs from base 1 to 522 and encodes 173 amino acids. NCBI's taxonomy places the organism in Eukaryota, Fungi, Ascomycota, Lecanoromycetes, Lecanorales, Parmeliaceae.